UUAAAUUCAGUCAGUCAUGAGAGAGCCCAUGCUAUACUCCCAUCUUUUUACAGGUUAGAAUUACUAUAUACAUAGACCUUAUUACUGCUGGUUGCAAAUGGGACUAAAACAUUUGUCUACUGUACAUAGGCCUAUUUUUUCCUUUUUUUGCCAGACCAAGAAUCAUAUAUUUAUUCUUGACUGAAUCACAGACAGAUGAAUAUUUUGCAGGCUAUGAGUCAUCCUUUUGAGUGAAAUCUAAUGAGAAAUGUGAUGCAGGGUAAAGCUGGAUCAUUGCCAUGACAACCACAUGAAUUUUGUAAUUUCACAUAUACUUUUCACCAAAUUUUGAUAUACAAAAUCCAGAUUUUGCAAUCAUAAAAAAAAAUUAUAACCAUAUAUAUAAAAAGGCCAGCAUGAUAUAACAUGGUUACUGCUGCACAGGUGCUUUUUUGUAUUGACCAGGAAUGGCAGACAGAUACUUUAAAAUGCUAUGAGCAGCCUAAAUGAUAUUAAUAUUGAUCGUAGAUGUCUGCAUGUUGAUUAGUCUAGCUUUAGUAGGGUGUGCGGUCUCCGUCUUAGCAGUGUGCAAAUGUUAGAGGACUGAACACUACAGCUUUUAGUUUUCUUCUGAGAUUAGGAGCUACUGUGUACAAUUGCAAUCAUAUGGAGAACUAACUGAUAUAGUGGAAGGAUUCUAAGUAGAGUUGGCAUCUUGGUUUUUGGAAUGCAGAUCUUGUCUGAAGUGAGUUCCUGGUGCCUUUGAUUCAACACAAUUCUACACAAUGGCUCAAGUAUGCAAAUGGCUGGGUGUUUUCCUCUGUUUAAGAGAGAACCCCAAAAGAGACCCAAGAUGUGCGGAAGUCAGUAUGUACGAGGCUAUAAUUGUUUGGAAAGAAACCCCAAAGGAAAGUGCAGGUGGAGUGGCUUAUGAGGUUAUCUUGAAGCCAGCCACUGCAGAUAAUGUCCCUACAAGACCAGCCUCUCCACCCAAGGAGAUCACCCACGAUCACAUUGUGAAAAAGCUGAAGCAGGCAGAAGAGAGACGACAGUCCCUGGAAGCCCAGAAGUUAGAAAAACUUGCUCAAGACCGUGCCAGGGCCCAGGAGGUAGUUGCCAAAGCACAAGAAGAAGAGGAAGCUUUUGCAAAGGCGGCAAAGGAGAAACUAGAACAGGAUCUGCUGGCCAAGGAGCAAAACAGAGAAGCGCAGAUUAAAUCUCUACAGACCAAGCUCAAAGAACAUGAGAAGAAAGUGCAGGAAGUACGUACCGCCAGUGAAACUGCAGCUCGUGAACUCCAAGAAAGAAUUGCACAGAAGCUUGAAGAAGCAGAGGAAAAGCGUCAGAGUCAGCUGACUGAAUUGCUGGAACGUCUGAAGGAACAUGAGAAGCACAUUGAUGAGGUCCGUCAAACCAGCAGCAGCUUUAGCAAGUGCACACAGGAGAAAAUGAUCCAAAAGAUGGAAACCACGCUGAAGAACAGAGAAGACCAACUGAACCAGAUGAUUGAAAGACUUCGGGAGCAUGAGCGUCACGCAGAAGAAGUACGCAACAAGAAGAAACCAAUCAGCCCAACUGAGGGAGAUAAGGAGAACAUGCAAAUAAAUGUUCAGUAAAGCAGGACCUGUGCACAAGAAAUUCCCAUGUACAUAUGCCACAAAGACAUUGUGCUGAUCAUCAUGCAUGCAAUGAUCAACUUUCAACAAUGCCUGUAGAAACCUAUCACAAGUGAAAUGCAACUGAUGCUGUGGAGUGAAGGUGUGCUAGAUGUCCUUUUUCUUCUUUUUUUUGUCUCAAUUUAUGACAAACCUGUUACCAAAUAAUGGUGUCAAGUUCUAAUUGUUGUUAUAGGUACCACAUGAUGUUUUUGAAGCAUAAAGGAUUUGACUUGGUUGAUGACUGAUAUUAUCUAGUUUUCUUCAACUUUACCUUGUAGACUUCUAUAUUGUCACUUAGCAUUUUGACUAAAAAGGGCAAGAUGGCGAACUGUGUUCUUUCUUUUUGUCAUUUUGGCAGUAGUAGGACUAAAACUUGGGUAAUCUAUGUGGAAUUUCAUACGUACAGAGCCUGUGUGCAGAGCCCUUGAUGUAAAAUAUUGUGUGCUACUUCUUGAAAUAUUGAAUAGUUUUAGUAUUAAAGUGGCUUAAAAUAUUGUGAUUUGUUUUACAAUUUCCAAUAAUUUGACCUAAAACCAACUGUGCAUGAGUGGUAUAUAUGCAGUGUAUUUUCAUAUCCAAGGUUUGUGUUGAUAGCCUUAUCUUGUCAGUAAGAAGUGUGACUGUGACUAAUACUCAAAUCUGCUCUAAGUGUGCCAAAAUUUGCAUGAAAGUGAAUUAUAUCACUCUGUCAAUUUGCAGUGUAUAUUUGUACAGCAUUGUUUUUUUUUUACUUUUACCAUUUGCUCAUAUAAAUUAAUCUCUUAAAGCUUUUGUCUAUGUAACAUAAGACAUAGCAGUGUUCUUUGGAAAAUAAUCUUAUAAUCAAUUUUUGAAGUUAAACUCAAUUACUGUAGGCUAAGAAAAAUAUGUAGGUCUGCCAGCUGAUAUAUCUUAAUAUACAUAAUAGCUUCCCAUGUUCACACAGGUAAAAUAAAAGUAUUCGCUAUAAAGUCUUUAUUUAUUUUGUACAAUUUUGCUUUUUGAGUUUUUACUUUUUUCAUAUUUUCAUAUUUUGAAUUUACACAGUAAAACAGCUAAGGCUUCCUUGUGUCACUGGUAUUGUAGUUUGUAGGUAGUUACAAUCUUAGGUUAUUGUUGCAUUCAUGUGCACAUAUGUAUGGCUGUAAUAAAACACAUUUGUCUUGGA
Messenger RNA from Lingula anatina, 2784 nucleotides. RefSeq names its product stathmin-2. Gene Ontology annotation, biological process: regulation of microtubule polymerization or depolymerization; microtubule depolymerization; neuron projection development. Lineage: Eukaryota; Metazoa; Brachiopoda; Lingulata; Lingulida; Lingulidae. The record is from RefSeq and is a predicted model, not a curated record. Gene Ontology annotation, molecular function: tubulin binding. Gene Ontology annotation, cellular component: cytoplasm; neuron projection.